AUGGGUGAGAAGAGUAGAGACGCAGAAUCGGCUAUGCAAUCAUCCAAGGAGCUGAAACGCAAGAAGAGGAUCAAAUUAGCCAUCUAUAUCGCCAUCUUCGUAGUGUUUCAGAUAAUCGUUAUUACGGUUUUUGGACUCGUUAUAAUGAAAGCCAAGACUCCUAAGCUAAGGCUAAGCAAUAAUAUUGAUAUUCAAAGUGCCAGCGUAGGCAAUUCUUCCUCUCCUUCAUUCGACAUAUCCUUUGUAGCUCAACUUCGAGUCAAGAACUCCAACUUUGGGCCCUACAAGUUCGACAACACCACCGCCACCUUCACCUACGGCGGCGCCACCGUAGGACAGGUCAUCGUUCCCAAAGGCAAGGUUGGACUUAAGUCAACCAAAAAGAUUAAUGUGAUUGUGAGUUUGAGUUCAUCCCAGUUGCCAAACAAUGCCAAUCCCGCCGGGAAACAGUACUGGACCCCCGACCUGACGUUGACUCUCGGCGCCACGGCGAAGAUGACCGGGAAAGUAGAGCUGAUGUGGAUCAUGAAGAAGAAGAAGUCGACCAAUAUGAAUUGCACUCUUAUUAUUGAUGUCAAUGAUCAUAACAAGCUCCGGUCUUUAGAAUGCAAGUGA
Molecule: messenger RNA, 615 nt
Organism: Humulus lupulus (European hop)
Lineage: Eukaryota; Viridiplantae; Streptophyta; Magnoliopsida; Rosales; Cannabaceae
Product: late embryogenesis abundant protein At1g64065-like
Exons: 1
Coding region: 1-615 (204 amino acids)
Source: RefSeq, a predicted model, not a curated record